Brachypodium distachyon (stiff brome) is the source of this 1553-nucleotide messenger RNA. RefSeq names its product probable aldo-keto reductase 1. NCBI's taxonomy places the organism in Eukaryota, Viridiplantae, Streptophyta, Magnoliopsida, Poales, Poaceae. The record is from RefSeq and is a predicted model, not a curated record. The transcript has 5 exons. Bases 159 to 1295 code for a protein of 378 amino acids. Gene Ontology annotation, cellular component: cytoplasm.
UCCGUUUGUUUCGAUGUCCAAGUCAGCGACUCGUCUUUUUGUGUGUGUGUGUGUGUGUUUGUAAAUCAGUCAGUGACUCGUCAGUCAUCACUCAUCAGCUAGCGCCGUCCCUUCCUUCACUGCUGCUGCUGUUCCUGCAAGCCGUGCGAGGCGCCGCCAUGGAGCAAACCCCGUUGAUUCCUCGUGUCAGGCUCGGCACCCAGGGACUGCAGGUGAAUUUUAUUCUCUUGCCUUCUUCUCCCCCGAUUCAAUCAUCUGAUAAUUCGCGUCUGCUGCGUGCUGAAUCGAUCGAAACGAAUGAUCCGACGGAAAUCGAUCAGGUGUCGAAGCUGGGGUUCGGGUGCAUGGGCCUGACGGGCGCGUACAACACCCCGCUGGACGACGACGCCGGCGUGGCCGUCAUCGCGCACGCCUUCCGCCGCGGCGUCACCUUCUUCGACACCUCCGACGUCUACGGGCCCCACGCCAACGAGAUCCUCCUCGGCAAGGCGCUGAAGCAGCUGCCGCGGGAGCAGGUGCAGGUGGCCACCAAGUUCGGGAUCCAGCGGGACGCCGCCGCCGGCAAGAGCACCGUGUGCGGCCGGCCGGAGUACGUGCGCGCCUGCUGCGAGGCCAGCCUGCGCCGCCUCGGCCUCGACCACAUCGACCUCUACUACCAGCACCGCGUCGACACCACCAUCCCCAUCGAGGACACGAUCGGCGAGCUGAAGAAGCUGGUGGAGGAGGGGAGGGUCAAGUACAUCGGGCUAUCGGAGGCGAGCCCGGACACCAUCAGGCGCGCCCACGCCGUGCACCCCAUCACCGCCGUGCAGAUGGAGUGGUCUCUCUGGGCUCGCGACAUCGAGCCCCAGAUCGUGCCGCUCUGCAGAGAAUUGGGGAUUGGAAUCGUUCCGUACAGCCCCAUUGCCCGUGGGUUCUUUGGCGGAAGAGGAGUCACACAGCAAGUGUCUGCUGAAUCUAGUCUGAAAGGGCAUCCACGGUUUUCUGCUGAGAAUCUGGAGAAGAACAAGCUUCUUUAUCUGAAAAUGGAACAGCUAGCCGAGAAGCACCGGUGCAGCCCUGCUCAGCUAGCUCUAGCUUGGGUCCUGCAUCAAGGGGAUGAUGUGGUUCCGAUACCAGGGACAACUAAGAUCAAGAAUCUAGACUCCAACAUCGACUCCUUGAAGGUGAAGCUCACAGAAGAUGAUCUGAAAGAAAUUAGCAGCCAGAUACGCGAAGAGGAUGUGGCUGGUGGAAGGCAGUAUACUUCCUUUGCGCAUACCACCUGGAAUUAUGCAGACACACCAAAGAAGUAAAAGUACAAGAGAUUCCAGAGACACUGAUCGGUGAGGAUAAAACGGCUGUGCCAUUCUAUUUGAUGUGCUGAAUGGUGCUGCAUGUAUCUUGCGAAUGUCAUGUGCUAAAUAAUGUACUAGUAGGGUCAACAAUAAUUGCAAUCUCUUCAGAAACCAUGUAACGGAUGUGCUUGAGCAAAGAGUUCAUUUCUGACUGUGCUCCUAUGACAAAAGGCUGAGAGUAUGUGCUAUUGCUAUCUAGAGCAGUUUUCUGCGACA